This is a messenger RNA of Ahaetulla prasina, 7979 nucleotides long. It is a transcript of the gene CENPC, whose product is annotated as centromere protein C. Gene Ontology annotation, molecular function: centromeric DNA binding. The transcript is spliced from 18 exons. NCBI's taxonomy places the organism in Eukaryota, Metazoa, Chordata, Lepidosauria, Squamata, Colubridae. The coding region runs from base 18 to 2432 and encodes 804 amino acids. Gene Ontology annotation, cellular component: kinetochore. The record is from RefSeq and is a predicted model, not a curated record. Gene Ontology annotation, biological process: kinetochore assembly; spindle attachment to meiosis I kinetochore; attachment of mitotic spindle microtubules to kinetochore.
AUCGCGCCGCUUUCAAAAUGAGGAGAGCGGGACGUUCUUCGGGUCUGAAGGAGAUUGCAAUGGAUUCGCUGAAUCAUUUAAAGACCGCAUAUAGGCCAAGAUUCUUCAACAGAGAAGGUAAUGCUGAAAAUGCUACUGAUAUACAAGGAGAAAGAGUAUUGGAAUGUGUUCACGACUGUUUUGAAACCUGUACCAAGCAAUUUAUAGAAUGUUCACCCACAGUAUCAUGUGACUCAAGCUUCAAUUUGAAUCAGGUGCCAUGCCAUAGCAAAGAAAAAGAACAGACCAAGUUGAAGUUUGCAAAGGACAAUACCUUUGUUUCACCAGACAAAAUGGAAAAUUUUUCAGGCAGCAAGGUAUCAGAAGAAAUUAAGGAAAACGAUAUCGAGGUGUGUUUAGGAUCACCAAUCCUUCUGGUAGAAAAUGGAGAAGAAGGAGAAGAAGGAGAAGGAGAAGAAGGAGAGAAAUCAUGUGCAGAACAGUUGUGCUUUAAUGAAGAGGGAUUUUCUUUAUCCCAAAAGUUUAGAAAGUCUAAGGGCUUUUCUGCAGGAAAAGAAAUGGAGGAGUUAUGUAUUGAAGAACCAGCUUCUAAACAAAUAAAAAUGUCAGGACCUAUGUUGUCAUUAAAUUCAGCUACUCCAAAGCCAGAAGAGGAAUGUGAAUUUUUGAUAGAGGAAUUUUUUGGUUUGUCUUCUGCAUCUUGGAUUUCAAUUUCUGAAAAGAAGCAAAAACCACAGAAAAAGAAAAUGUUUGCUUCAUUUGAAGGAAACGAGGAAGCUAAGAAGUAUAAUGAAAGAAGAAAAAAUAAAAAGGAGUUGGAAAAAACAGUUAUGCCAACUCCAUUGCAGGAAAUAAAUACAACAUUAUUUAAUGUUGGUGAAAGAAGUUUUGAUGGAUUUCAAAAUGCUUCAAGAAUUAAACAAGUAAUGGCUGUGAAGAAUAAUAAAUCUCAAUUGGUUAGGUCUUUUGUUACCUCCCAAAAAACAAAGAAACAAAUGCAUUCUAAAAAUAAAUAUAAAGAUUCAACAGAAAUAUGUAACAGAAGUUACCCAAUAAGUAGCAAGCAAGCAAAAGGCCUUAUAUCUUUACUAGAAGCAGACCAAGAGUUAUCAGUCCAGAUACAACCUCUAGAAAUUAAAAAACAAAGCUUAUCACAGAAUAAGCUGACCACACUGACAAAAGUGGAAUAUGUAAAACAACAGGAUUGCACAGUCUUGGCUCUAUCAUCAAAGGGCUGCACACAAUCUAAGAAUACAGUUAUUUAUUCUGACAAUUCAGAUUCUAUAUCAAGCUUUAGUCCUGUAGCUCAGCAGUCAUGCCAUAAUACAUCAGUUAAAAAGCCACAUUUACCAUCCAAAAAACAAUCAGGGAUUCAAAAGAAAAAGAAAAGAUCCCCUGCUGGACUUGGGAAGAAAAACAGGCAAUUGGUUUCAAAGGGGAGCCUUGAAGAUGAUCAUGGAGAGGAACACUUAGCUAAAAAGAAGAAUCUUCAUCCUUCUAAGCUAAGAAUUGAGUCAGAGAGAGCAACAUCUCAAAAAGUACGAGAGACUUCUUUACCAAAGCCUCAGAAUAAUGUAUUAUAUCAAGAGGAUUCUUGUGAGCAGCAUGUGGCAAAAAAACAUUCAAAUAUUUCAGUAACACAACAAAAUAAUGAAGGAUCUUUAUCACAUGACUCACUACUUCUACCACUUUGUAAUAAUGAAAUAUUUAAAAGAGAAUGGAAUCCAUUUAAUACAGAUGAUUCUAAUUCAGAUAAAUCUGCAGAUUUGGAGAAGAACCCAGUAUCAAAUUCAUUAAAGCAUAAACUAAUAUUGCCUACAAACACACCCAAUGUUCGGCGGUCCAAAAGAAUACGUAUGAAACCAUUGGAAUAUUGGCGAGGAGAACGUAUUGAUUAUAAGAUAAACACUUCAGGAGACUUGGUUAUUGGUGGAAUAAUAUCCCCUGAACAAAGAGAAUCUAGGAAACCUAAAGUACAAGUUGGUCUGAAAUCUAUUCUAGAGAACGACAAUUUGCACGAUAACUCAAUUUUCAUGGAACAUUUUUUUCAGCCAGCUGUUGUUUUUGAUAAAUCAUCUAAUCAACAAAUUCUUCUAGAAUGCGUGCAUAAUGGUAGUUCACCUGUGUCUUGCUUUAGUAAUGAAAUAUUAUCCAUUUAUAAAUACUUGAAUACACCUUCCUUUGCUUCUGGAAAAAUAAUAUUAAAUCCAUUAAAAGAAAAGGGAUAUCAGUAUUCCCACACAGACACAUUGGUUUUUCACAUUAGUUGUGGCAAACUUCUUCUUAUGCUGUAUGAUCAAAGCUAUUGUUUGACUGCUGGAAAUUAUUUUUUUAUUCCACCAGGGAAUGCAUACAAUUUACGUAAUCUCUUGAACGAAGAAUGUGUCAUCCUCUUCACACAGUUGAAAGGAAAAGACCACCUUGACAACUAGGAAGUAUGCUUAUGGAGCAAUUAAUUUUCAUGCUCAAGAAUACAGAGACAUUUUCUCCAGAAAAUGUUCUGGAGAAAUAAAGAGAAGUUUGAUCCUAGGGAGGAAAGCAAUGACAAAGAUAGAGAUGAUAAUGAAGGAUAAGAAAUUUUGAUGCAGCAGAGAUCUACAAUAAUGAAUGUUUUCCCAAUGCUUACAAACAGUUGAGAAAGCCGUAGAGAAUAUGAAAAAGAAGAUAUGUACACCUGAAUUACAGAUUUGGACAUAUCUACCAGGAACCAAUAUAUUGAUGAUAGAAGAAAUAAAAAUUACGUAAUUUCUUGAUGCAGUGUUAGUGAAUAUGUGCUACACAAGCAAGAGACUGUUUGACAGAAAAAAAUAGAAGAAAAUGACUGAUACUCUGGAUUGAGAGAAUAUUAAUACAGCGAUAAAAAAGAACUGCAAAGAGUUAUCUGAUUGAAACAGAGCAUUCAAUCACAAAUCUCCAGAUCUAGGCCUGAUUUGAUGACACAACAAACUAAAGGCAAUUUUCUCAUGUUAAUUGGACAUAUCAAUGUUAUUUUAUUGGCAAACAUGCAAAUGAUUUGGCUAACUGAGAUAUUUUUCACUCCAGCUCACAAACUAAAAAUUAUAUUAUCUGAAUUUGUCUAGAAGUCAACAAAAAUAUAAGCACUCCACAGAGUGCUUAAAUUUAAUUAAGGAAUGCCGAUGAAUUUGAAAGAGUGAUCUGUUAAUUUUCUAUUGUAAUCAGAAGAAAAUAGAAACCACAUGAUAGAUAAUAAAAUGAAAGUGUACUUCAAGGACAAUUUGAACCAUUUGGUUUACUAAGAUAUAUCUUCAAUUGCUCAAAUUCUGUCCAAGCACUAGUACUAACUACAAUAGCAAACAUUGCUCAGGUUCUAUGAAGUUUAGAUGAGAUAAGGAAGAAAUACAUAUGAAAAGUAAAGUAAUGUUCAUGUCUGUGUGUGAUUUGAUCUAAUCACCUAAGAAAAAAACUGUUAUGGACAUAUUACAAACAUUAUAGGAAAAACUGUUUUACAAGUGUUAUGUUAUUUCACAUUUCCAUACAUAUUAAGCAUGUUGUCUUGUCAAAGUACCGUGAGCUUGGAUUAACUUUUAUUUUUCUCAUUGUGUGCUUCUCUAGUUUAAGUGAUCUGAUACAGCGUAAAGACUGAAAUUAAAAUCUUCUGCCUCAUGUGCUUUUCAAUUGCUUGGCUAGUAAGUCAAAAUAUGUGAUAAAGGCUAAAAUUCAUAAAGAAAUGAACAAAUCCCAUAAUAUAUUACUGUAACUCCAUAGUAUACCUUGGGUGACUAGUCAAUUAAUUUACGUAUAUGACUAGGCCUAAACAGACUUUAUAGUUUAUUCUCUAAACAUGCUUAUAUUUAUACUUUGUUGCACUGUUGAUUGCCUUGGAAGGUACACGAUCUAUGUUAACAAUUUAGUUCUCUCUAAUCUGGGAGUGACUGACUCUUACUUUGAUUUUGUGUUGCUUAUUUAUUUAUUUAUUUAUUUAUUUCGAUUUUUAUACCGCCCUUCUCCCGAAGGACUCAAGGCGGUGUACAGCCAAGUAAAAAUACACUAUAUACAGAUUAAAAGAAAUUAAAAAGAAACAUAUUAUAAUGUGGCCGAAAAUUUAAAACAAUUUAAAAUCUUAAAAUAUAAAUAACCCCAAUAAAAUUUUAAUCCAGUCCCGCUUGAAUAAAUAGGUGCGUUUUCAGCUCACGGCGAAAAGUCCGAAGAUCAGGCACUUGACGUAAACCAGGGGGAAGUUCAUUCCAAAGCGUAGGAGCUCCAACAGAGAAGGCCCUUCCCCUGGGGGCCGCCAACCGACAUUGCUUGGCGGAUGGCACCCUGAGAAGGCCCUCUCUGUGUGAGCGUACGGGUCGGUGGGAGGCAAAAGGUAACAGCAGGCGGUCCCAUAAGUACCCGGGUCCUAAGCCAUGGAGCGCUUUAAAGGUGGUAACCAGAAACAAUGCCCUGUUAGAAUAUGUAAGUAUUUAAAAAUAAUAUUUUAUAUAACAACAACAACAACAAUAAUAAUUAUAAGAGGUUUAUUUACUAUCUUGUCAACAAAGAAAUUGAAAUUUUCUUACUGGACUUCUUUACAGCCAAGUUCACUUUGUACUAUGCAAAUGGUUUUCUCUGAUCAGUGAUUUGAUUCUUAUUAAAAAUCUGAGAAUUUGCUGUCAGUAAAAGCCUUUCUAAUCACAUCUAAGCCGAGGUUAAGUGCUCUUUUGCCAUCUCUCUGUAAUAACUCUGCAUGUUAUUAAACACAAGAUCAAAUUAAUGUAAUUAAAUCAUUUGAAUUUUAUAUAAUUCUUUGUGUAAAAGGCCAUUCCAUUCCUAUUGUCUUUUUUUAGGAUAUUGACUUCAUGACUAAGAUCUUAUUUUAGCUUAAUAGUUUGACCACGAGCUAUUUCUAUUGUAACUUGAAUUUGCCUUGGUUCACAUAUGCUAAAUCAUAAUUAAUUAAAAGGCCCUAAUUGUAUGGGUUCAUAAAUACAUUAAGCCAUAAAUUUACAAAUCAUGGUGAUAAAGCUUAUUUCAUAUGCUACACCCAAACUAAACAAGCCACAUUAGGAUUUAGUGUAAUAUUAACCCUGACAUAGUACAUUUCUAUGCUGGAUUGUUAAGGACAAAACUAUCCAACAAUUUAGUGCAAAACACUAAUGGUAUUAUUAAAUGAUGAACCUUUGAACAAUAGGGGCUGGAAUAGCUCAGGCUGUUAAGAAGCCUGUUAUUAGAACACAGUAGCCUGCAAUUACUGCAGGUUCAAGCCCGGCCCAAGGUUGACUCAGCCUUUCAUCCUUUAUAAGGUAGGUAAAAUGAGGAUCCAGAUUGUUGGGGGGGCAAUAAGUUGACUUUGUAAAAAAUAUACAAAUAGAAUGAGACUAUUGCCUUAUACACUGUAAGCCGCCCUGAGUCUUCGGAGAAGGGCGGGAUAUAAAUGUAAACAAAAAAAAAUCAAUAAAAUAUUUCAAUGCUGAUUGUUAACUGUUUUCUCUGGGCAGAGUAAACAGACUUUUUCUGAUGAUAAGUUUAGAUUGGUGUUGGUCAAUAUAAGUCUUUCAAACCAUGAUUAGUUCAUAUAGUGAUAAUACCAACAUUGUCAACCUAUGCCAUGGUUUAAAUAUAGGGUGAGACUUUAUUAAAAGGAAAUACCUAAUCCUUUGCACUGAAACCUGGUACCCAGCUGCAUAGAAGUUUUAUAUACUUACAUAGGCUAAUUUGAAGAAAUUAUUAGCCAAUCACUACCUCCUGUGCAAAAUUGCUAACAGCAAUUUCAUGGUAUUAGGUUCUUGCUUUCUUUCCUGCAAGAUAGCAGUAAGGGGAACUAACCUGAAUAGGAAUUAGGGAAUUGCAUCUAUAAAAGAAUUGGCAGUAGUGAAUCAAGGCCUUUAAACAAAUAUUUCUUUGGGCAGAGCAAUAAGGCAAUUACUAGUGCUAGGUUUCAAUUUGGAUUGGGUAAUUUAUGGAAUGUGCUGCCUUUCUCUCCCUAAAUGCAGUCUGAGUUAACUGCUUUUACCAGUAUGAAUGGAAGUGUCCAUUUCAAUUCAGUGCCUACUGAGUCUCACAGACAUUUUGGAAACAAAAAUAAAUGGAUCAGGUUGGAGUUGCUGAAAUGUGCAAAGCUAAUGCAAUUGUAGUCAGAGGAUGCACUGAAAAUUUCCAAAAUACCAGUAAUAAGCCUUUGGAUAUGGAAUAAAAAAAAGUUACUUGUUUUGCCUGUAGUCACCAUUGCUUAAGAAAGGUAAUUCUUUUUGAUAGUGUUGUCCCCCUUCUGGAUAUCUUUGCAGGACUCCUAUUGGGUAGAGAUAACUCCCCAUUAGUGAGCUCAGAAUCCAGGGGAACUCAGUCAGUUUUCCAGUCACACCUCUAAAAGACAAAUAUAGAAAUUACAUUUUAUUAAUGUUGUGUUUUAAAGUAAUUUUAUUAAAUAUAAUUACAACAGUAAAAGCUUAUACAAACUAGAAGACAGAAAAAUAGAAAGAGCAAAAGCUGCAAACCAGAAACAAAGAGAUAAAGAAUAGAUAGGAAAAAAAAAAGUAAGAGUAUAGUAAAUAAAAAUUAAAAAAAUAUAGAAGUGAUUUUCAGGCUUCAUUACAAUACAUUUCAUCUGCUCCUAAUUUACAACAAAUUAUUUCUUUCCAUGCUUCAUUUUUUUAUGUAUUAAUUUUUUUUUUUGUUCCACAAAAGUCAUUGGCCAUGCUACCACCCGCCACAUUCAUGAGCUCAUUGAAGCCUGGAACUCCACAAGCAAUUCUAUCAACAUUAACCUACAACCAGCCUAUGAAUUCCUCAGUUUAGUUUAGUUUAUUGUCAUUACACCUUGUACAACAAAAUUAAAUGCCAUCUUCAGUGUACAUAAUACAUAAGAAAACUAUAAAAAUAAAACAAAAACACACAUCCUUUACAUUCUAUACAACUGAAUUGAAAACCCCUAAUACUGCAUAAACAUUACACUAUGCAGUAGAAUUCAGUAUAGGUACUGCUCUGGGAUAGAAGCUGUUUUUCAGUUCUUGUAUUUAUUAUCCUGUACCGUCUGCCAGAUGGUAAUUGUUCAAAAAAAGGGUGCCCAGGAUAAGAGGAAAGGCAGCCAUUAUGUGCUGGAAGCAAUGUGUGAAUAGUGACUGGUCCAUCUCAUCUCGAUAGGCAGAUUUAUCCCCACUAUUUUGGAACAAAUAGACUUAUCUCACCACUGUUGUAUCAUCUGCAAAUUUACUAAUAGUAUUACUAGCGUGAGUGGGAAUGCAGUUAUUCACAUAAAGAGUAUAGAGUAAGGGACUCAACAUGCAACCCUGUGGUGUACCAGUGUUAAGAAGAAGGGCCAAGGAGGUAUGAUUAUUUUUAUUUAUUUAUUUAUUUAUUUUUAUUUAUUUUGUCAUAGCAGUGUAUAUAAGCAUUAACAUGAAAUAACUAUAUAACAUAUAAGCAUAUAUAUGAGCAUAAGUAUGUAAUAACUGUAUUAAUUGGAUAUAAUGAAGAGGAACAAUAGGACAGGGAACGGUAGGCACAUUUGUGCUCUUAUGCAUGCCCCUUAUAGACCUCUUAGGAAUGGGGUGAGGUCAAUAGUAGAUAGUUUUUGGUUAAAGAUUUUGGGAUUUUGAGAAGAGACCACAGAGUCAGGUAAUGUGUUCCAAGCAUUAACAACUCUGUUACAGAAGUCAUAUUUUCUGCAAUCAAGAUUGAAGCGGUUAACAUUAAGUUUAAAUCUAUUGUUUGCUCUUGUAUUGUUGUGAUUGAAUCCGAAGAAGGUUUCAACAGGAAGGACAUUGCAAUAGAUGAUUCUAUGAGUUAAACACAGGUCCUGUUGAAGGCGGCAGAGUUCUAAAUUUUCUAAACCCAGGAUUUCAAGUCUGGUGGCAUAAGGUAUUUUGUUGUAUUCGGAGGAGUGGAGAAUUCUUCUUGUAAAAUAUUUCUGGACACGUUCAAUUGUGUUGAUAUCAGAAAUGUGGUAUGGGUUCCAAACAGGUGAGCUGUAUUCAAGAAUUAGUCUAGCAAAUGUUUUAUAUGCUCUGGUUAGUAGUGUAGUGUAGUGUAGCUACGCA